This is a messenger RNA of Sphaerodactylus townsendi, 4303 nucleotides long. RefSeq names its product Rho GTPase activating protein 11A (gene ARHGAP11A). The record is from RefSeq and is a predicted model, not a curated record. Lineage: Eukaryota; Metazoa; Chordata; Lepidosauria; Squamata; Sphaerodactylidae. The coding region runs from base 283 to 3279 and encodes 998 amino acids. Gene Ontology annotation, biological process: signal transduction. The transcript has 12 exons.
AGGACAAAGACGUCCAAUGUUCGAAUAGCAAUUAAGCUCCUGCUCCCCCUAUCUUUAUUUUCCUAGGUCACGGAGCGCAGGCUCAAAAGCCAAAAUAAUUCGUUUUAAGUGGUGGCCAGCCGUUGGGAGCCGGCGGGGUCCUGAGAUUUCGAACUAGGGCGUGAGCCAAUCAGAGAGGAGGAACUACAGGCGGGGAGUUCGAGUUGUUGUGUGGCGGAAGCUGUCGAUGGAGACGUUGCCGGGUCGGAGGAUGGCGGCUGAGCGGUGAAGGCGACUGCGGGAAUGGCGACUGCGGGGGACCGCAGGAGAGGCCUGGCCCAACUGGCGGUACAGCAGCAACUCCGAGCCGCCUACGGGAUCAAGGUCAAGAGUCGCGCAGCGAGGGGGAAGCUGACGACAGCGGCGGCUGCUGGGGCCGAAGGGGGUAAAGUCUUUGGAAUAGCUCUUCUUGAAUUACCUCAACAAGUGGUCCCUGAAUAUGGAAGUAUACCUUGCUUUUUAGUUGAAGCUUGCAAAUACUUAGAAGAACACAUUCACACGGAAGGACUCUUCAGAAAAUCUGGAUCGUUCGUUCGUUUAAAAGCAUUGAAGAAUAAACUUGAUCAAGGUGAAAACUGCGUGUCUACUGCCCAGCCCUGUGAUGUUGCCGGACUACUCAAGCAGUUCUUUAGAGAAUUGCCUGAGCCCAUCCUCCCAGGUGAUCUCCAGGAAGCUCUCAUCAAGGCUCAACAACUAGGCAACGAGGAGAAGAAUUCUGCCACUCUGCUGCUGUCUUGCCUUGUGAAUGACAGAACAGUUAAUAUUCUGAGAUAUUUUUUCAGUUUUCUCAAAAAAGUUUCUCGGAGAUCCACCGAGAACAAAAUGGACAGCAGUAACUUGGCAGUAAUUUUUGCUCCAAAUCUCCUGCAAUCCUGUGAUGCUGACAAAAUGUCGGCUCACACAGACAGAAAACUUCGAUUGCAAGCAGCAGUCGUGCAGACGCUUAUUGAUCGUGCAGAAGAAAUAGGACUCAUACCAAAGUUUAUCCUAGAAAAGACACCUGCUAUAUUUGACAUUGAUGAUUCUGUCUCUACUCCUUCACUGAAAAAUUAUGAAGAAAGUGAAGGUGAAACUCCUGGGGAACCCAAGAGAAGGAGAAGGCAGAGCAUCGGAGAUAUUGUUAGUGGGGCUCUGAAUAAACUUAAAUCUAAUAGAACACCCUGUGUCACACCUCAAGGAGACGGCAGUGUAUUUUCAUCAGUGACCCCAGUGAUUGUUACUCCAAGUAUAAAGCGUAAAUGCCCCGCUGAUUCCUGUCAAGGUUUCUCUAGCAAGAAAAGGCGAUCUCUCAGGCAUAACCUGGCUCUUGAAUUGCUACCAAGUAGCCUUUUUAGCAUUAGCUCAACACCUGCAUCAGCUCAGUUUGAAGCGAGUCCUCUUGAGGCAUCUCAGAGUUCACUGCCUACCUCAGUCACUAGUGACAAACACUUGCCUAGUAUAGGAAGUCGAAGAAGCAAAAGGAUUGCCGGCAAAAAAGUUCACAGGGUUGAGUCUGGGAAAACGGGUUGCUUUUCUCCUAAGAUUAGCCGGAAAGAAAUUGUGCGCCGGUCAUUGCGAUUAAAGUUCAGUUUGGGAAAGAACAGCAGAGAGACAACUGCAGCACAGCACACAGUUAGCAGAUCCGAAAAUAUUGGUCGUCGACUUGCAAAUCAACAAGACACAGAAAGUGGAGCAGACUUUCUAAAGACAGUUGUGUUAUUGAGCCCAUAUGCUGGUGAUUGUGUAACAAAGAAAGGUUCUAAAAGCAUCAGCAAGUCAGAGGAGAACUUGCUGGUUCCAAAUCGUCAUGAUGAAGCAAGCUACAGAAUGUCCUGGACUGGCCUCAGUACCAAUGGACCUCAGGAAACCAGUAGAAGUGGUGCUACUUUGCUCCUCAAAGAAGAAACCUGUUCUUCAGAGCCUGCUCUUACUGCUAGAAAAUGUUCAGCCCUUACUGCUGUACUGAGGCCCACCAAAGCAAGUAUACAACAGGACAGCAAUAAACAACAGACUUCCUUCUGUGAGGAAGAAACCAAUAUGACUACAGACACUUUAUUAAAAAUAAAAAAAGCAUUUUCCGAAUCUGGAAGUAACCUUCAUAAAUUAUGUGAAACAGAACCUUCAAAAUUAAAUUUGACACAAGAAACUGGAUCUGUUUCAGAAAGUGGUGAGAGGCAGUGCUUAAAAGUUCAAGAAAUUGUAAGGCUGGAAAAGGGGAGUCAGUUUGCUAGCUCUACUAAUGAAUUUAGUUCAACUAAACCUCUGUCAAGUAUGGAUGAAAUAAAUGCUGCAGAGAAGCCCUCCUGCAAAAAUACUACAUUGCCUGAUCAUUCAGUCCACAAGUUAAGCAAAAGUGAUGUGUCAGUACAAGACCAACUAACUGAGCUGGUCUCUCCAGGUGGCCAUUUGAAUAAAAUACCCACUCUGCAAAAAGAAAUUCUAGAAUCAAAUUGGCAAUUCACCCCAGAAGGUGUUGAUGAAGAUAGCACAUUAAAAUUCUACAAUUCGGAGAAAAAGACUGAGGAACUCCUUGAAAAAAAAGGAGAGCUGCUUCUGUCACAGUUGCCAGAAGAUGAGAACAGCAAACAGCACCUGCAUAUGGAGACUUCUGAAAAAUCUAAAUCUUCACCUUCAGGAAAAGUUGCUGAUCAUAUACAUUGGUUCAACAAACUGUCAUUGAAUGAACCCUGCUCUGCAACCAAAAUCAAACCACCUCUGAAGUUUCAACGUACUCCCGUCCGGCAGUCUGUAAGGAGGAUGAACUCCCUGUUGGAGGCUAACAAGCAGGCAGCGACUUGCAAAUUAAUGAAAUCUGGUGAUGGCUAUCCUCUUGUUAAGUCGGUGAGUUUUGAAACUGCACUAUCUUCCUGCACAGAAAUUAUUUCCAGUACAUCUACAACUUCACUGCCGUCUGAAACAAUGAACAAGCAACUAUGUUCAUGUGAUCACUUGGCUUCAUCUUCCAAAUCUUACCUGCAAGUAACAGAUCCAACAGAGCAAGCUAAAAAACUUGAUAAAACCUGCAAAGAGAAAUCGAUUGCUAAUAACCAAUUCAAAUCUGUCCUUGAGGACCUCACAAAUCAUGAAGCACCAAAACCAGUUGUGAAAGCAAACACAAAUGUGAAUGUUUCAGUUGCUACACCUGAUAAAUGUGUUUUUAGAAAGACUGUGGCAGAAAAAAAGCUUCGCUAUAGAGGGUCUCCAAAGAACCCAAUGUCUACAACUCAGCUUCUUCCAGUUAUUAAGCCUCUUGACUUGUAGGUUUUACAGUCAAUCCUAAACCUGCUUAUUCAGAUGUCCUUUCAUUUUGGUGAGCUCUUGGAUCAAGGUACACAUGUUAAGAACUGCAGCCAAAGUCUGUUAAAUUGUUAUUUCAGUUUCUUUUUAGAAAAAAUUAAUGGUUUAGUUCUCCUUAAAUGUAUCUGUGUCUUGAAUGUUCAGCAAAUAUCAGUUGUGACUGCAGCUGAAACUAGUAAAUUCUGUUAAGAUAAAGGGUAGCUUUACUGCUGUGGCUUGUGAUAGGUUCAGUUCUGAUUUUGUAUUUUGACUGAAAUUUAUGGGGAAUAUUGGCUAGUGCUGCUGACUACGGUAGUUUCUGAAAUUUCAGUUAUUAAGGAAUGAGUCUGUCUCCUACAGAAGUGUUAGUUAAAAUUCUGCAGCCCUUCUUAGCAAAGUAUAGACCUUAUAUUUGGGAAGCCUGUUUUCACAGCUGAGAAUUUUGCAGCAUAGCCAGCUUCUGCAACAUUUGAGCAUCUCUGAAGCAGCAGUCAUGCUCCAGUUCCUCUGGGCCACAGCAAUGAUGUGGGGAACGAGGAGCUUGUGAACUUCUUGAAGUUCAUUUUUGUUGACUAAAGUAAUCACCCACUCAGUAAUGUGUUAGAAGCAGUUAAGACUUUUUUUUUAGGUACACAGCUAUCUAAUUUUAUGUACACUGGGACUUCUAGCACGAUAAAAUAGUCUGCAGCUGGAAGUGCAUGGUUUUCUGUACUGCGUAAUUGGGGAGAUGGGCUAGAAUAACCUGCAAGUCUUAAUUUUUAUAGAGAAAUACAGCCUAUUGUAUAAUUCUAAAAUAUGCUGAUUAUGUCACUGAAAUAAAACAAAACUGUAAUAAGCCAUACUGUUCAUUUGCACAAAGGGAUACUUACAGUGGUCUGUUAUUUUAUUGAAAAUGCUCAUCUGUUAUAUGUGGUCCAGUGUAAAAAUUAUUUAAACUUGAAACUGUAUACUUUGAUCUGCAAUAGGAGUGCUAAACACUGUCCUUCAAAUAAAAAAGUUUUUAACUUUU